Lethenteron reissneri (Far Eastern brook lamprey) is the source of this 6932-nucleotide messenger RNA. It is a transcript of the gene STAT1, whose product is annotated as signal transducer and activator of transcription 1. Gene Ontology annotation, biological process: regulation of DNA-templated transcription; signal transduction. Lineage: Eukaryota; Metazoa; Chordata; Hyperoartia; Petromyzontiformes; Petromyzontidae. Gene Ontology annotation, molecular function: DNA-binding transcription factor activity; DNA binding. The record is from RefSeq and is a predicted model, not a curated record.
CGCGCACACGUGUUCGUGACAGCAGCGGGCAGCAGUGGCAGGACGAGGGCGACAGUGAAGGCGGCGUCACGCUCGACCGCGUCUGGAGUCCGGAGUCAAGUGUGGGGGGAGCCCCCCUCUCUCUCUAUCACUCCCUCUCGCCUGCAGUAGGAGACGCAACGACGCUCCGGGUUGUGCUUGCGGGUGAAGUCUGCACGUUCCCGCGGCGAGCAUCGCAGCGCGCUCAAAAAGACAAGUCACAACUUGGUGUUGCCUGCUGAUUACACCAGUGGAGCAAGGAUGGCGCAGUGGGCACAGCUGCAGCAGCUGGACACCAAGUUUCUGGAACAAGUGGAUGAGCUUUACAAUGACAGCUUUCCCAUGGAGGUCCGCCAGUUCCUCGCUCACUGGAUUGAGAGCCAUGACUGGAACCACGCAUCCAACAAUGUUUCCCAGGCCACGCUGCUGUUCCACAACCUGCUCACUCAACUGGACGACCAGUACAGCCGCUUCACGCAGGAGAACAACUUCCUAUUGCAACACAAUUUGCGCAAAAUUAAGCAGAAUCUGCAGGCGCACUAUUUGGAGGACCCACUCCAGAUGGCUCUCAUCAUCUCCAAUUGCCUGGCAGAGGAGUUGAAGAUCUUGAGCAGUGCCCGCAACAUUGAGCAAAUGGGUGGCAUGGUGAGGCAUGAACAUAUGGAAAUUCCCAGCAAGGUGAAGCACCUGGAGAGCAACAUGAACGAGAUGCGCAAGCGUGUGCAGACUAUGGAGCAGGAGAUCAAGAACCUUGAAGACUUUCAGGAUGACUUUGAUUUCAAGUUUAAGACCAUGCAAAAUGGAGAGACCAUGGACGUCAACGGACACCGCAAUCAGGAAAUGAAGCAGCUGCAGCAGAUCUUGGUGGACCUGGACCAGCGCAGACAGCGUUUCCUGAAGAGCACGGGCGAGCUGCUGGGCCUCAUGGAGUCGCUGCACAUUGCCGUGCUCAACGAUGAACUGAAGGAGUGGAAACAACGCCAGCAGAUCGCCUGCAUUGGCGGUCCUCCCAACACCUGCCUGGAUCAAUUGCAGAGCUGGUGUACCUCCCUGUCAGAGGGCCUGCUGCAGGUGCGGCAGCACCUCAAAAAGUUGGACGAGCUGCAGCAGAAGGUGUCUUACAGCGGAGACCCCAUCCCCGCCAUGCGGCCCGUGCUGGAAGAGAAGACCAACGAGCUCUUCAUCUCGCUCGUCAAGAGCUCUUUUGUGGUGGAGCGCCAGCCGUGCAUGCCGACUCACCCACAGCGGCCACUUGUGCUCAAGACGGGAGUGCAGUUCACCGUGAAGCUGCGGUUGCUGGUCAAGCUUGUGGAGCUCAACUACCAGCUCAAGGUGAAGGCCGUCAUCGACAGGGACGUGGACAGGCCUCCGAUUAAAGGCUGCCGGAAGUUUAACAUCCUCGGCACAAACACCAAAGUGAUGAACAUGGAGGAGUCCAACAAUGGCAGCCUGUCUGUGGAAUUCCGACACCUGCAGCUGAAGGAACAGAAGUCUUCGGCUGGUGGUCGCACCAAUGAGGCUCCUCUGAUCGUGACUGAAGAGCUGCACACAUUCACCUUUGAGACACAGACGUUCCACCAGGGUCUUAAGAUCGAGCUGGAGACAUGCUCGCUGCCAGUGGUGGUCAUCUCUAAUGUGAGCCAGCUGCCUUCGGGAUGGGCAUCCGUCCUCUGGUACAACAUGCUCACCAAUGACCCCAAGAACGUGAGCUUCUUCACGAGCCCCCCACCUGCGAUGUGGAGCCAACUCUCCGAGGUGCUGAGUUGGCAGUUCUCGUCCUGCACGAAACGAGGGCUCAACGCAGAGCAGCUGUCAACGCUGGCAGAGAAACUUCUCGGCCCACGUGUCAACUACUGCGAGUGCCACAUUCCUUGGGCCAAGUUCUGCAAGGAGAAUCUGCCAGACAAGCCUUUCUCGUUCUGGCUGUGGUUGGAUGGCAUCCUGGAGCUCGUGAAAAAGCAUCUCAUUACGCUGUGGAAUGACGGCUGCAUCAUGGGCUUCAUCAGCAAGGACAGGGAGCGCCAGCUGCUGAAGCAGAAGUCCCCGGGCACCUUCCUGCUACGUUUCAGCGAGAGCAGCAAAGACGGUGGCAUCACCUUCACCUGGGUGGAGCAGAGCAGAGACGGCGAUAAGCCCAUCAACUCGGUGGAGCCCUACACCAAGCAGCAGCUGUCUGCGGUGUCGUUUCCUGACAUCAUUCGCACGUACAAGGUGAUGGCUGAGCAAAAUAUUCCCACAAACCCACUCCAGUACCUGUACCCGGACGUGCCCAAGGACCAAGCGUUUGGGAAGUACUACGCUCCACCAACAGUUCCUCCUGAGCCAAUGGAAAUCGGCCCGAAGGAACCUGGUUACAUCAAAACCCAGUUCAUAUCUGUGUCAACGCAGCCAAACAGCUCCCCUCCGUCCUCAAGCAACAUGAUCUCUCAGCCACAAAAUCACGCGACUUCUCCACACUCGAGCUGUAUAGGCUCGCCUCACUCUGCACACAUACCUUCCCCUCACUCAGUUCACAUGACCCCCCAGCAUCCAGGUCAAGUGAUGUCGCCACACUCAGGGCAGCUGGCACAUCCGCAUGAAGUCUUCACCAUGUCUUCGCCCGAGUAUGAGAUCAACAGUGGGCAUGCCGAAUUGCCCAACAGUGGCAUUGGUUACUCGAGCAGCAUGCAGGGCCAAUCGUUGUACAGCCCGUUCUACGGACAGACGUGCUCAACGUUCCCGGCAUCGCACAUGUACCAGAACAACUGAGCCACAACACAAGAUGCCUCUGGAAGAAAGGAAGACCUGGAUGGGGAGGAGACGUUUGAGCAGAGAAUGAUGAAGUGUGAGGACAGAUCUGGCUAUUAGGCAUAUUUUGUUCAUUUAUGAUUUAUGCAUGCCCAAUAACCUACUCAUUGCUUAACGACUACCCUCUUUCAACACUCACCCUCACAUCAUUGCACUACCACAGACAGAUAAUUAAUUCCCUUCAGUUUCAGAUCUACAUUUUGUCUCCGAGGUGAGGUGGGAAACCAGAGUUAGUGACCAUGUGACAGCAGCUAGACUGGAGCGAGCACAUGUUCAGUCAAACCCAGAAGCCUCACAUAUGAUGCAAGGCUUGUGGCAGCAAGAAGCAGGUGUCCCCUUCUUCAGGAUAUGUGGAGCCCUUCACACUGCUGGGUCAGAGUGCUGAUUCCUUUUUUGAGCUGUACAUGGGUAAUCCGUAUGGCAUUCUUGCCAAUUAAUCUGAGUUUUCAAUUGAAGUAGGAAACCUAUUAAUCUAGGAAGGUGUUGCUCUUCUAAUAAUUUGCAAUUGAUUCCAGGAUGAGCAUGUGAUGAGCAUAGGUGACUGUCCAAGGUUAGAAUGUAAAUGCUGAUAGAGGUGACUGGGAGUUGCACAUUUUUUUGCUUUUUAAAAAAGAUUUUUAAAGAGUACACUUAAGGAUUUUUUGUUUGAUCUUCUUUUAUUAACUCGCUAUAAUUUGUCAAUAUAGAAAUUCGGUAAUGUAAGUUUGUCCAAAAACAAUGCCUUGUUCAAUGUAGCACAUUCAGACAACCUGGAUGAAUGCACAUGAUUUUUGUCGUUUUCGUGUUUUGCAUGUUAUGCCUUCCAAAACCAUCUUCAAGUAACGGCAUUAUUUGGCUUGCUAGUUGCAGAAUGUUACUUGUAUGCAGUGUAAAGGAUUCCUCAACACCUUAAUUAUCUUCGUGAUAACAUACUUGCCUUACCAAAAUAUGCUGUUUUAAUCCACGAUAAUGUAGGUGGGGUGGGUGGAUGGCCAUAUGCAUCAUCAUGUUCAUGAGAUACCAAACCUAAGGUAUUACAGCAAGUGCUUUGGAUGGUUUUUUAUGUUAGCUCCAAUUGUAGCUUGGUGGGAUUUUCCAGGUUAUUUUCUUCCAGGCAUGGAAACAUUCGAUUUUGGAAUUAUCCAAACACUGCAAGCAGAACCAUCAUGCUUUGAUAAUAAAGAUUUUCUGGAUCAAGGGAUAUUUUGGAAAUACUUGGAUACAACAAACGCUUACUUUCUUCCUUCCACCUUUUAUUUUCCAAGCUGUGAGUUCCUAAAAGUAUUAUUUGAAUAUGCCUCAAAGAUUAUUUUCAUUUCCCCCCAUAUUGUACAGUACGUGGUUUUAUAUUAGCUUUUUUAAAAAAUAUUGUUUUACUUUUACUCCCUUGAUGAAUGUGAAUAAUGAGCGUGCUCCUUGCUAAAGUAUACAUUUUGAAGUAGCAGAGGAUGACACCUGUAUUGAACCUGUUCAUGUCUGCUUCAGGAUGGGGACAAAGGUGGCUCGUGUGACAGCCCUGCAUGGCUUCUGCGUGCCUAUGCUGCUGUUUGCAAUGGGGGGGAAGGGGGGUUUGCCACAUCGUAAGAAAUUUGAGAUUUCCUAAGAAAUGUUUAGUUAAUUUUACAGUAAAGGUACUUUGUGAUUUUCUUUAAUGACCAGAGUUAAUAAAAACAUUCACUGCUUUUAACUUCACAAUCGGUGAAGGAGUAACGCCUUUAUGCAAUGUAAGCAAGCGAGCAAUGGUUUAAGUGGCCUAUUGUAUAAAUAAGAAAUGUUUGUGUGUCCUGCAAGUAUAAGCAGUUCCCUGGGUUUUUUUUAGGAAUAAUGAUAAGUGGAGCAAUCCCUAAGCAUCCCGUUCCUUUGGUGGGGUGGGGGAGAAAUCUUAAAUGUAUUUUCUCGUAACCAGCUGUGUGGUGAAAUGAAGCUCAAGAUGGGAUUGUAUAGGUGCUUAUGCACACACCGUGUAACAUUAGUUCUGCCUGGCAGGACAAAACGGUCUCGGAAGAAGUAAUUAAUGGUGACAAAAAAAAUGUGUAGAUAAAAGCCAUAGAUGUUGUAAGACGUGUCUUUGUAUCGCAAUGUAAUCGAUUCUCCUCUGUAUAAGAUUAUUUGUGGAUUCACUUAUCUUCUUAUUUCUUAAACUUUUAACGUUUUUGACGUGUCUUUUUGUCAUGUCCAUGUAGAUUAGACAAAGCAUGUAGUGUUCAGAUUACCAUAUAUAUUGCAACUAUAAAUUUUGAAUGUAUUUACCAGCAGUAAAGAAAAAACUUGCUUGGAGUGCAUCUUAAAUGCUUCAAAGAUUAGAAUGUAAGCAAGGAUUGGAACACCCAGUGUGCUAUAUGGAUGCAGUACAGCAGUAACAGGAUUGUUCAGACAAUGUACUUACAGCUUAAACACGUAUAUUGACUACAUAUUCCUCAAUGUAACCGGGUUAUGAUAAUGCCAUCCACAGCAAUACCUCUAGUGGUUUGCUCUAGAUAUCACUGGAUGUCACAGUAAUAUAUAUUUGCUUUGAUGUAACAUAUAUUGCCUUUAUUAGGGCUUGUGCAACUCCGUCCUGCUGUCCGGCAUGCUGUUUAUUUCGUACUUUAUAUAAAAAAAACCCAUCUGUAUCCAAAAUUAUCUGUUACAUUCAAAAACAAUGGAUAUUGCAGUAUUCGCACACAUACACGUGUAAUUUCUUGUAAUGUGGGUAGACCGGCAAACCUAACAACGAUAUCUGAACUGGUGCUCCGUGUCCCUCUCUUCAACUAACCCCACUGACCAUUGCAGUGAAGUAUAGUAGAAAUAAGGAAGCCAUGAUAGACACGGUGUGGUGAAAGCAUGUAUCCAACAGAGCACGGACAAGGGCUGUGGUUGUAACAUGAAUGUCAUACACUAUCGAUAAUCUACAUCUCAUUACGGAUAAACUACAGUGCCCAUUGGUAUUUACAUGUAUUGUAUGUUCGUGAGUUUAAAUGCUAAGGCCUUUGGGCCUCAGUUGAGGUGUUAUCCAAUUUUUUCUCCAUUGCUGCCUUUUACUUGUAGCAUGAGUUGUCUGAUCAGAGUUAUUUGUAAUAUAUAUACAUUGCCAUUUAAGCUGGUAAAUAACAGAUUUGGUGUAAUUUUGGGCCAAUUUGGUUUUUUUUUAAGUUGCCAUUUUUUUCUCAACAUUUUUUUUCCAACACGAUUACUUUCAGGUGGGCUUCCCGUCAAUCGCAACAGUAACACGGUUAUUCACUGUAGAAUUGUAUAAAUCCAAGGUCUCUUUUAAAUAUUAAUUGUACUAAAGUGUGUACAUGAGCAUUUAACUGCCACGUGUGUGCCCUUAUAAUGAGAGCAAUGUUAAUGCACAGAGUAGCAAAUUUACAAUUCAGUUUUUCUAGUUCUCGUUCAACAUUAUCAUGCCCAUGCUUGCGGAUGGCAGAUAAGUGGCCACAACUAUAACCACGCAUGGCGGUUAUGAUUGCCCUGGGUUGUAUUUUCACAGAUGAUUGGAUUCGGGUUAAAAUGAGAAGCGGUUGGAUAAUUUCUGACGCGCAUUCACAAGACAGCCAAAACAAACAUGACCUUUCAAGUAAAACCACCCUUUGCACCGCUUUUAUGUGGCUUGAUUUGUUGCUUUUAUUUCAUUUAAUAAAAAAAAUGAAAUUAACUCUUGUAGUACUGGUGUAAUAUAUUCUACAAAUUAGAUUUCUUUCUGAGAGUAUAUCAGGUAUUUAAUGUGUACGUCAUUCUCAACAAAUACCUAAGCCAGUGCUCUCCGGUUUCCUGGAUGAAAAGUCGGCAACGUCUUUGCCCAAUCCUGGCCAGCUGGCUGACAAGUUUGCGAAUGAAAUGGACACAUGCUCAUUUGCAAUGCACUUUCCAAAAGGUUGAUCAUCUGUGCAUACAUAGUUUGUCCAUAGUUCAACAUGGAUAUCUUCAUACAAUAAAUAUUGUCACAAGUUAACCUCGGUUAAGGGAGUUAAAUGAACAGUUUCGAAGGACGUUCUGGAAUUUGGUGUUGCUAUCAUUGGUGACAGUGGACAAUACGUUAAAUGCAAAAGCAGCGGAAUCUGAAAUUGCUAUCACUCGACUGCACCGGUGCACACAUUGGUCGUAGGUUGUGAGUGCUGCUCUCGUUAGACAUUAACCCUGGCAAGAGUGCACAAUAUUUUAUUUUAUUA